CGGCGCGGCGGAGGCGGCCGCGGCCUGGGCAGGGGCCGGGGGAGCGGCGCGGCGCGGCGCGGCGGGAAAUGGCGGCCGGGCCGGGCUGAGCUGAGCUAGGCGGCCGGAGCUGCACCAUGAGGCUGCUGCGCGCCCUUCUGCGUGGCGCUGCCUCGGGCAGCGCCUCCCCGAGCAACAUCCCGCAGCAGGUGGACUUCUACUCACGCUUCUCCCCCUCGCCGCUCUCCAUGAAGCAGUUUCUGGACUUCGGAUCUGAAAAUGCUUGUGAGAAGACUUCGUUUAUGUUUCUGCGACAAGAGUUGCCUGUGAGGUUGGCAAACAUAAUGAAGGAAAUAAGCUUGCUUCCAGACAACCUCCUAAGAACACCUUCAGUUCAGCUGGUGCAGAGCUGGUAUGUCCAAAGUCUUCAGGAGAUUCUUGACUUUAAGGACAAAAGCUCAGAAGAUUCAGGGGCUAUUCACAGUUUUACAGAUACCGUGAUAAAAAUCCGGAAUCGCCACAAUGAUGUAAUUCCUACGAUGGCUCAAGGAGUAAUAGAGUACAAGGAAAGCUUUGGCAUUGAUCCCGUGACCUCACAGAAUGUGCAGUACUUUUUAGAUCGCUUCUACAUGAGUCGCAUUUCAAUCAGAAUGCUCCUUAAUCAACACUCUUUACUAUUUGGUGGGAAAAUUAAUCCAGCUCAUCCAAAACACAUUGGAAGCAUUGAUCCUAACUGCAACGUUGUUGAAGUUAUCAGAGAUGGCUAUGAAAAUGCCAAGAGACUUUGUGAUUUAUAUUACAUGAGCUGUCCAGAACUUGUCCUUGAAGAGUUGAAUGUUAAGUCACCAGGACAGCCCAUGCAAGUGGUGUAUGUGCCAUCACAUCUCUACCACAUGGUUUUUGAACUUUUCAAGAAUGCAAUGAGAGCCACCAUGGAACAUAAUGCCGAUCGAUGCAUUUAUCCUGCAAUUCAUGUACACAUCACGUUGGGAAAUGAGGAUUUAACUGUGAAGAUGAGUGACCGUGGUGGUGGUGUUCCUAUGAGGAAAAUUGACAGACUGUUCAACUACAUGUAUUCAACAGCACCACGUCCUCGUGUUGAGACAUCACGAGCUACACCUCUGGCUGGAUUUGGUUAUGGCUUACCCAUAUCACGUCUGUAUGCACAGUACUUCCAAGGAGACCUGAAGCUCUAUUCCUUAGAAGGCUAUGGUACAGAUGCAGUUAUUUACAUCAAGGCGUUAUCUACAGAAUCAAUUGAAAGACUCCCUGUAUACAACAAAGCAGCCUGGAAACAUUAUAAAGCAAACCAUGAAGCCGAUGACUGGUGUGUGCCAAGCAGUGAGCCAAAGGACAUGACCACCUUUCGCAGUAUGUAGCUUUUUCCACAGCAGCUCCUAAGAAGCAGGUUUGUCAAAAGGGAAUUUAAAAGACCUAAUUUAUACCAAGAUGUUCAGCCACUUUGAUACGUGGAAGUAAUUUUAAGUGUUGUAACAAAGUUCAGUGUAUUUAGGCUUUUCUGAAAUUAAAAAACCAAUAGUCACCAAAACCCCCAAACCUGCACUUACAAAGGUCACAUUUCAUUUGUUACAUUUUCUAUUUAUGACUGCUUUCAGAGCUAGUAAAGGAGCAAUUAUUUUAGUUUAUAUAGGGAUCAAUGCAAUGGCUAUCACAUCUGGUAUUAAUUUGUAUUAUUAUGAAAUUUUAUUACAAAAACUAUUGAAAAAGCUCACUGGAACAUUCUUCUGCAGAUUAAUGAAAAACUCCUAUCAGGCUCAUUGCUAUACCUCUGCAACUGUAUGGCACUUUCUUUUAUCUCAAGCAUGCUGAAGCUUCAUUUUGCGAAGUUAGAUAUGUUGCCUACGUACACUGCCUACAUCAAGGGUUUUUUUUCAGCUGUAGAAAUCACACAUCUCUGCAGAGAUAAAAAAUUUAUAAAAGCGUUUUUAACUGCUACUGCUGGUAUAAUGUAUCUCAGGUAUGUGGUAUCGGUUGUAUUUCUUUGGUUGUAAUGUGAAUAUAUAAUGGAUGUGAAAAACUUACCUUGCCCUGAUCAUUGUGAAUUUAAAAAAUAGCAUGGCUUGUGUACAGUAGAGAAAUGCUGUCUUGCAUUUGCCUGUAUUUCUGUAGGUCAUACUAAAAUGCAGUAUCAACAUUCUAGCCUUCGUAAGAUCUCAGACUUGGGUAUGUCAGGUACAGCUGUAAAUGGAAACUAUUUUAAUAAACAGAUUUUUAAAAACUGUCUGUAAUAGGGCAUCUCUAUUACUUCAACAGUAUAAGCUACCUUCUCAGGAGUAAGUAAGAAUAAGUGGAAUUAACAGUUUUUGAAAAUACCUUUGCAUUUGUGAUAUGCUUUGGGCCUCGUUUUUGUAAUAACUGGAAAUCACACUGUAACAUAAACAUCAUAACCAGAAUAUGUUAAUCAAAGACAAACCAGAACAUACAGGGGAAGAUCGGGAGGGGAGUGAAUCUUACAUUUCAGAUACAGAGUCUUUUUAAUAAAGAAUUCAACUUAA
Hirundo rustica (Barn swallow) is the source of this 2495-nucleotide messenger RNA. RefSeq names its product pyruvate dehydrogenase kinase 1 (gene PDK1). Gene Ontology annotation, molecular function: pyruvate dehydrogenase (acetyl-transferring) kinase activity. Gene Ontology annotation, cellular component: mitochondrion. NCBI's taxonomy places the organism in Eukaryota, Metazoa, Chordata, Aves, Passeriformes, Hirundinidae. Gene Ontology annotation, biological process: protein phosphorylation; regulation of glucose metabolic process. Bases 117 to 1358 code for a protein of 413 amino acids. The record is from RefSeq and is a predicted model, not a curated record. The transcript is spliced from 11 exons.